Messenger RNA from Schistocerca piceifrons (Central American locust), 5410 nucleotides. RefSeq lists its product as uncharacterized. Lineage: Eukaryota; Metazoa; Arthropoda; Insecta; Orthoptera; Acrididae. The transcript has 24 exons. Gene Ontology annotation, biological process: regulation of transcription by RNA polymerase II; cell differentiation; anatomical structure morphogenesis. Bases 418 to 5244 code for a protein of 1608 amino acids. The record is from RefSeq and is a predicted model, not a curated record. Gene Ontology annotation, molecular function: RNA polymerase II cis-regulatory region sequence-specific DNA binding; DNA-binding transcription factor activity, RNA polymerase II-specific.
CAGCGACAACGGAUGAGCAAGAUGGCGUAUUUGUUUACUUAUUUGUGUUAACUCUUGGGUUGGUAUCGUAAGCUCCGUUCAUUUUUCUUCGUAUGUAAUUUAUUCGUCACGCCGUGAGUAGAUAAUACUUGCACCAACUGUAGGUCGUAAACUGUUGUACGAAACUUGGAACAAGGCACCGCUUUUUUCGAAGAUUAUGUGGACGCUGGUUGUGACUGAUUAUGCAAGAAGAUAACUCAACUCAACUCUGCAUCUUCAGGAUUUGUGUCACAGGCUGUCUAUUUAGCGUACGUCGAAGCCCCAGUUGUCGGGGCCUCCGACCACUGAGCAUCCUGGCGGCUUCGUCGGCUGGCAGGUGACGUCUACUGCGGCGGCGGCGGCUCUUUCGGUGCGGACGCUGCAGCCUCGGUGCUGAAAAUGUCUGCCAUCUACUCGAUGCGAAAGCAGGUGACCUGCCCCCACUGCAACGUGCUGCUGUCGGGGAACACCGCGCUGGCUGCACACAUCGCGAAAGGACACCUGCCCAGCGUGCCGAUCACCAGUUCCACCACAUCGAUGGCUCCGCUGGGCUGCAGCGGCGACUCGGGUGGACUGAAGACGCACAUCUCUACUGCUUUCGGUGGGCUGUUGGACCGAGGGCUCGUCAGUCGCCUGGAGAGGGGACGCGGCUCAUGUGGUUCGCCCCGCCUCGGUCGGCCGCCGUUGAACCGGCCGCAAAAGCAGACGGCACUCCAACCCGCACCCACCUCGGCAGCUGCUCCGUCGUCGGCACGUCGCCCGCGACCCGUGUACAACACGGAACUGGCCAAGCAAGUGAUGCGGGAGCUGAGUUCGAAGCGGGUGGGGACGACCGAGGGCACCGUGCGCAAGUCUCACUUGCACCACUACGCCUGCUUCUACUGCCAUCGCUGGUUCAAGCUGCAGAGCACUCGCAAACUGCACAUGGUGAGCGCACACCUGAACGUGAUCAUGGCCUCGAAGUCGAAGCAGGCGGAGCCCGGUGACAACCCGGACCGCCUGUCCGGCAGUGAAGACUCGGAUCGAGAGUGUGGCACCGACUCUGGUGAACCACGGGAAGUACCGGCACACCGCAAAGUGGAGCACGGCCAGCUCGAUUUCGCACGGCAGGGCAGUUGGAGUGGAGGCGUCGUGUCUGCCGUCCCGACUGCGACACCCGACGAGGAGGAGGCUACGAAGCGGAAGGCAUUGGCGGCACUGCAGGAAAUGAGUGCGCGGCGACGUCGGGGCAGGGGCCGCGGGACGGCCAGACGGGGGACGCGCCUCCCACCGGCACCGUCGUCCCGUGCCGACAGAGCUGCCGAGCUGGAAGAGAGGUCCGCCAUCGAUCUGCCACCGGUGGAAACUGACCAACUCACAUCUCCAAAGCGGGAAAUGGAGUACGUGUUUGUCGAAGAAGAGACUCCGUUUCUGCACAAGUGGGAGAUGCCCGAUGGUCCCGAUACGGCACGAGAUCCACUGAGCAUUGAGGAAAAGACUGGUGCACUUACUGAUGAUCCACCAAUGGAAGAUGAUCCACUUUCCAUUUGUGAUCCACAGAUCGUUAAGAAAGAGGUUCUUGAUGAUCCAUUAGAAGUCUCAGGGUGCAGUGUCUGUAUUAAAGAAGAUCCAGACUUCGAUUUGGAAGUAGAUGCGACUGACAAUAAGGAGGCAGCCGCCGAAGGACACUUUUCAGAUAUUACAGACACCGCCAUCCUGACACCGACCGGCCACUCGGUUUCUGAGGCCGGCAGCACCGGGCAGACUGUCCCCGAUUGGUCUCACGCCGGUGGCGGCCGCUGCGAGGAGGACUCCACAGCGUCGGACACGGCGUCGUCGACAGGCGACACUGCUGCUCUGACCUCGGCCGACACUGGGGGUAUCGCCGAGAGCGGCGGUGUCGACGGGCUGGGCGAGGAGCGCCACCUCGACGGCACGGGCUCGGCCGGUACUGCCGACACGACGCAGCCGACCUGCUACGUGGAGAUCAUCGCUAAGGCCAUAUUGCGUUCGCCGGAAAGGAGGGCGACACUGUCGGAGAUCUACGCCUUCGUCAUGAACCACUUCCCCUACUUCGUGUGCAGCAAGAAGGGCUGGCACAACGCGAUCGCCAGCAACCUGUGGUUCAGCAAGUACUUCAUGAAGGUGGCGCUAGGGGGCAGCAACGGCAAAUACUCCAACUACUGGAUGCUGGAUCCGCGGUACGAGGACACGUUCAAGGACGGCAACUUCUGCAACCACUGCCGAAUGUUGCUGUCGAGCUACGGAGGCCCGGGAGCGACGACCGCCCUCGCGGAGCUCGUCGGCCCGGCUGUCAUCACCUGCCAGCCGCCCGACGCACGGUGCCACCGGGAGCAGCGCGGCGACCUCUCGGCACGUUCCCAGCUGCCGGGUGCCGGUGAGAGGUGGACGUCGAGCUCGCCAGCACUCCGUGCUGCCUCUGGUGACCACGUGCCGCCCUCUGACGAUCUGCAGUGUCCCAGCACCGCUGCUCCGACUUCAGCCGGUGUGUCGGUCUCCGAGGUUAGCGGUAGUGCCCCCUACUCGCCCCACCGUAGCAGUGGCCACUGUGAGGAUGACGGCCCAGUGUCGGACACGGUGACGUUGACGGGAGAACCGGUUACUCUGACCUCCACAUCUGGUGGCAUCGGCAGCAGUGGCACAGACACCGACAGCAGGGCAACUGCCUCAGAUGUUGCUGCCAGUGGAUUGGAUGGAGAGCAGCUCUCCAGCUCUGCCGGCUCGACUGGUGCCGCCGACACGAAGCCGCCGCUCAGCUACGUGGAGCUCAGUGCCAUGGCCAUAGUGCAUUCGCCACACAGGAGGGCAACACUUUCUGAGAUCUACGCCUACAUCACGAGCCGCUUCCCCUAUUUCGAGCACAACAAAAAGGGCUGGAGAAACACGAUCCGUGGGACCUUGUCGCUCUACGAGUGCUUCGUCAAAGUGCCACGGGAGGGUGGCGUCGGCAGCGGCUACUACUGGACGCUCGACCCGCAGUACGAGGACAUGUUCGAGAACGGCAAAUUCCGCCGCCGUCAGCGCACGAAUUGGCCGUUCGGCAGUUGCCCGUCAGCGGCGGUCGAGGUGGCAGCGGACCGUGGACACGCGCACCACAUUCGACACCGAAACCGCACUCACCACCCCCGACAGCAGCAACAGCACUCCGGCCUGUCGGAACACUGCCAGCUGCCGAGCACGGCUACCGGGCCUCGGCACGGGUCCCCGGUGCUCCACGCUGCUGCCGCCACCGAUACUGGAGACGGAGGAGGAGGUGGAGGCAGCGGGGGCGGCGACCUGUCAUCCACCACCGACUUGCACUGCGCCAGCUCUGCCCCCAUGACCACACCCAGUCUGUCAGUCUCCAAUGUUGACGGCACUGGCAAGGAUGCCGCCAACUCGCUCCACACUGACAACGACCACUGCGAGGGCUACACCCCGGCACUGAACGAGACGGUGUCGACGGGCACGGCCGCCACUUCGACCUCCGGAUCCGACGGCACUGCGAACGGCGACGGCAGCAGCAACGGUAUAAACAGUGGUGGUUCCACAGUGAGCAAUGCUGCCACUGGAGUGGGAGAGGAACAGCACACGGGAAACACUGACUCGGCCAGCACUGCCGAAAAGAGGCCGCCGUUCUCGUACAAGGCACUCAUUGCUAUGGCCAUAGCACAGUCACCUCACAGGAAGGCGAAGCUGUCCGAGAUCUACGCCUACAUCACGAGACGCUUCCCCUACUUCGAACACAACAAGAAGGUUUGGCAGAACUCGAUCCGGCACAACCUGUCACUCCACAAGUGCUUCGUCAAAGUGCUGCAGAAGGGUAGAAAGGAGAAGGGCAACUACUGGGUGCUCGACCCGCAGUUCGAGGGCACGUUCAAGGACGCCAAAUACUGUCAGCGACAGUGCAACAGGCAGCCAUUUCACAGGGAUGUGGGGGCGGUGGCAAACUCCGCAGUGCCCGGUGACCUUGCUGCUGCCGACUUGCACUUUGCCACAGAUGAAGACAGCACUGCCCCCCUGACCACACCCAGUCCGUCAGUCUCCAAUGUUGACAGCACUGGCAAGGAUGGCGCCAACUCGCUCCACACUGACAACGGCCACAGCGAGGGCUACGCCCCGGCACUGGACGAGACGGUGUCGACGGGCACAGCCGCGAACGGCGACGGCAGCAGCAACGGUAUAAACGGUGGUGGCACCACGGUGAGCGAUGCUGCCACCGGAGUGGGAGAGGAACAGCACACGGGAAAUACUGACUCGGCCAGCACUGCCGAAAAGAGGCCGCCGUUCUCGUACAAGGCACUCAUUGCUAUGGCCAUAGCACAGUCACCUCACAGGAAGGCGAAGCUGUCCGAGAUCUACGCCUACAUCACGAGCCGCUUCCCUUACUUCGAACACAGCAAGAAGGCGUGGCAGAACUCGAUCCGGCACAACCUGUCACUCCACAAGUGCUUCGUCAAAGUGCUGCAGAAGGGUAGAAAGGAGAAGGGCAACUACUGGGUGCUCGACCCGCAGUUCGAGGGCACGUUCAAGGACGCCAAAUACUGUCAGCGACAGUGCAACAGGCAGCCAUUUCACAGGGAUGUGGGGGCGGUGGCAAACUCCGCAGUGCCCGGUGACCUUGCUGCUGCCGACUUGCACUUUGCCACAGAUGAACACAGGUCUACCGAAAUUCCUUCAUUUGAAGAAAGCUAUCUUCAAAACGUGUCCAGUGGUGAGGUAGCGAUGAAGGAAGAAAAAUCGAUCCAUUUCGUCAGUUGUAGUGCUCCGACACGAGGAAUUACCUUACAGUUGGAUAAUUCCUUCUGCAGUACAGCUUAUAUGAGCAUGGUGGACAAUAUCUUUUCUGUCUUCACCUGCAGUUCAUGCCUACAGAGGUUUUCAUCAAAAUACAGCCUCAUAAUGCACGUGUUCAUUCACAUUGAUUGUGUACAGCCACCGUUACACGUUUGUAGAUACUGUGGUGAAGUGUUUCUCACUUAUCGUGGCCUGAAUAAGCAUUUGAGGACGAAAGACGACGACGGGACUCUGAUCGCACAACCAUUUUCUGAUACCGGAAAGAUGUGUCACUCUAGUGAUGUAGUCAGUUCCGAAGACCACGCGCUUGUUUCUUUCGACUCAGUCACUGGUAACAGUUCAAAUGAACAAGUCACUAACACGGAUCUUGUGGAAAGGGCAGAUUCUACUCGACGUAAAGAUGACAGCUCGAGCUGCAUACAGGCACAACAAAAAGACUGUUACACUUGAGCCUCCAGCCGAAACCUUCUUUAGAAAAGGAAAAACGUCCACACAGUCCCACAAGGGAGCACAUCUCAUGCACAUGCGACUGCUAUCUCCCGCCACACUGGCCACUCAGUAACUCGUGUCAGACGGGAACAGAAAUCCGGAGUGGGGCACGGAAGUGGGAGGGAUA